Zychaea mexicana is the source of this 1431-nucleotide messenger RNA. RefSeq lists its product as uncharacterized. The record is from RefSeq and is a predicted model, not a curated record. The coding region runs from base 1 to 1431 and encodes 476 amino acids. The transcript has 7 exons. NCBI's taxonomy places the organism in Eukaryota, Fungi, Mucoromycota, Mucoromycetes, Mucorales, Lichtheimiaceae.
AUGACAUCGUUAGCGGCUCGCAUUCAAGAUCAAGCAUCGCUGUACCGGAAACUUAGUGACGAGCUCGCACAAGAGCACACCAUCAGCAUGGGGCUGGAAAGCUGCCUGGCUGAACGAGAUCGCCUGACACAGAGAAUCAAGUCAAAGCAAGUCGAGCUGGGUACUUUAACAGAAAACUCCAAAAAGGAGUUCGACGACUUGCGCAAGAUCCGCCACCUUUCUAUACGAUCAGCAGCCGCAACACUGACAGGCAAAAAGCGUGAGAAAGCCGCCGUAGGGGAAGCAAGAUACCAACAAGCUUUUGAAUCUGAACAGCGUUGUAAACGCGAUAUUGAACAAAUGUCUAACGAGCUUGGCGUGCUCUCAGAUAACCAACAACAACUCGAACGCCAAGCAGACCAUAUACGUGAAACGCGAAAUCAAUUUAAACGAUUAUUAGACGAUGUAUGGAGUAUCAUGGAAAACAGAUGGGAGGGAGAAAAGAGUCGUUUCAACAAAUUAGAAAAGGAGAGAACAAUUUUCACUGUUACUAAUCCAAGCUAUCCGCUCGAACCGCAACUCAAAGCUGAAGUGCAAAAUUACAUUAAUCAAAAGGCUGCGGCCGCUCGUGACCUUGAUCGAUUCAAAGAUACGGAUCAUAAUCUGAGUCAUGCCAAGCGCGACAUUAACAAAGUAUUACGGUUAAUUAAUACGAGCAUAAGCUAUGUACCAUUUGACUUGUUUGGAGGAAACUUGAUGGAUGCAAACCAGGCAGCUUGUCUUGAAGGUGCCAAGAAGCAAACAUAUGAGGUUCAACGAAGGUUAAAUGUGGCGCGACAGAUUCUUCCUGAGAUACCUCAUCCUGGUCUGCUCGAUGUUGUCUCCAACAACUUGUUACUGAGUAUGCAAGUGAAUUUCAACUAUGUUGAUGUUGCAUGGAAAGCCAAAGCACAACACACCUAUGCAUUGUUGGCCACCUGUCAAAAGAACAUUGAUACCUCGCUCCAUUGGGUACGCCACUACUUACGUUACACUGAAGGAGCACUGCAGCGUCUUGACGUUGCAAUUAAUUCAACACAAAAUGCAUUAGAAAACGAGCGUCGCCGGAUAGCUGACGGUGUUCUUUCUGGUCAACCUGUUGAUGGCAUGGCUGGCGGCGUGGAUGAACCCGAUGACCAACCUCCACCCAUGUACGAAUCACCCCCUGACGCAAACGCUGCAAGCAUCACUGCUAUCCCUUCCAUCCCUUCUGACGUUCACCUCCCUCCACCAUCACCUACAUCAACGUUGGAGAACGGUGGAACUCUUACACCUUUUACAACAGCGUCGUCGUCAAACAGCGCAUCUCAGCGGCCCCCCAGCCAACCGCCGGCUCCAUAUCCACUUCCCUCUCCUCCAUCUUCUAGUAGUACUCCUUACGUAACACAGAAUACGCAUAAUCCGUUUAGAUAA